Molecule: messenger RNA, 3857 nt
Organism: Sapajus apella (tufted capuchin)
Lineage: Eukaryota; Metazoa; Chordata; Mammalia; Primates; Cebidae
Exons: 4
Coding region: 551-2542 (663 amino acids)
Source: RefSeq, a predicted model, not a curated record
GGCAAGCUGGAGUUUCAACCCGAGCUUAGGAAUUGGGGCCCCUCCCACCUUCGUUUGCCUCAUCGGCUCCGUCUUCCGCCAAUUGUGACCCGCAGAACUCGCCGCCCCGACGGCCAGUUGCUGGCUAGAGGCAGCGACCAGGAGUGGCUUGGUUGAAUUAGGAUCUCCUCGGCCCCUAGCGCUAGGCCUCCUUUUUCCUGGAGCCAUCCAAUCCGCUUCUCGCAGUUUCCCAUGCGCCUCCGCCAGCUCUCCCAGAGGUGCCCAUGACCUGCUGAGGGAGGCGCCCCCACACCCCCCGUGAGGUGCGGCGGUGGGCCCGGGACGAUUGAAGCCACUUAGCAGCUCUUUCGCUCGGGCUGGCUAGGCGGCGGGCAGCGGCGCUCCGCCGCAGUGGCGCACCCUCAGAAGCCGCCGCCCUACAAGCUGCCACCCGACAGCCUGCCCGCUAGCCAGGCAGCCCUUCAGUGGGUCGGUUCCACUCCCGGCUACGUGAGACUCAGGACCUCUAGCCGGCCUGCAGUCCGCAGCUCUGACCGCCCUGUGCCACAGCAUGGCCCAGAGAGCGCAGAAGAGGUGCGGAACCACCCACUUGCUGGUCCAGUCGUCCGACGAAGCACUGCCACUCGCCACAGGAAAGCUGGAAAUAAAGGGCCAGCCCUCUCUCUGUGCUUUUUUGAGCCCACCCUCUGCUGCAACCACGGAGACUCUCAGCAGCUGCCGUACUACCUCUCUGUCAGAGAUGAUGCCCAAUGAUUACCUGGCUCAAGUCAUCCCGGACCACCCUGAGGUAGAAGGCCUGACUGGGGAGGUAGGGCUGGAGGAGUUGGAGAAAUCUAAGCAGUAUGACCAGAGUGACUUGAGUAACAGUGAAGAGAGUGGUUGGAACAAGAAGAAAACCAAAGUCAACAAGAUCUGGAAUUUUGUGAGCCGCAGAAAAGGGGCCUCCAGCCAGAAAAAGCGACCCCAGUCCAUGUUUUUACUGGGAGACACCUCCAGGCUGUCAGAAGUGAAACAUAAAUUCAGGUUCAUGGAUCGAAUGAAGACAUUCAGGAGGCUGAAGUCUUCUACUGGGGCCUUCAAAUACACUCCCCCUAGGAGCAGCAAGAUCCAGGAGGCGCAGGAUGCCCCAGGUAUCUAUCAGAUCAGAAAGACUGAGGAGGCCCUGAAGCCCUUCCGCCAUUCCUAUGCCGGCCCCAUCAAGGGCUUGGACCCUUUCCUCACAGAUGUGCAGGGGCUUGGGCAAGCCUCCAAGAGGGUGAACCAGAAAGUACUGGCCUUUGAUGAGUUUAGCAUCCAUGUGCAGGACAAUUCCUGGCAGGAGAAGGUCCCUGAACAGCUUCAGGGUGAAAGGCAAGGCAGAACCUACCUGAAAAGCCUAUUCCCCAGGGACUGUGAAGGUCUGAAUACAUGGGCCAAUGAUGCUGAAAUCCUGAAAUUUGAGGCUGCCAUCGAGGACUCCACCUUGGAAGCAGACUUGCAAGGUAGCAUUGAAGGGAACCCUGAACACCAGUGCCGAGAAAAGGCUGCACCAUUGGGUGUCAUCAUCAAAUUCUUUAAUAGUGUGGCUGAGGUGGCCCGCAAGUGGCAGGCAUUCACCCGUGAAGAGCCGCAGUUGUCCCGCCACAACCAUGAGGCCUGCUUCAGCAGUUGCAGCAAUAGCUUCAUCCGGGAGGGCACUGCCUCCCUGUCCUCCUUACCACUCAACCUGUCCUGCCAGGCCACUGAGGCCUCACUGUGGAAUAGUACCUUGGGAAGGCUUUGGCAACACCCCCGCCACCUGAAGCCCUCACAGAGCUUAUGCACUUUUGAGAUGAGCAUUGAGGGCAAAGAAACGCUGGACCAGGACCUAGCGGGUCCCUGUAUUGCUGCCACCUCUUCCCCAACCUUGGCCAUCUUAGAGUUCCAGGACAACCCAGUGCAGCAGAACAGCCAUGGGCAUGGCAGUCGUGGCCAAAUCUACUGCAGCACCUUCACCAGGGAGCACUCCUCCUCUGAGGAGCUUGAGGAGGACACUGACACCGUGGUCAGCUUCCUCAAGGAAGAUGACAAUGACAGGGAGUCCCCUGAGCUGGGUGUCAAUGCAAGGAGAUUUACCACUGAGGUUGUCAUGAAAAAGCUAGAGGAGAAGCUCAACGAGAUGAAGGGGCAAGAGGCUAGUAGGGAGCCUGAGGUGUCCAGCCUGGCCAGGCAGCUCCAGCAGCCUCAGUUGGAAAUGGGGGCAGCGGGGGCAGCAGAGGCAGAGGGCAAAGCCGGCGAGCCCUACACUGGAGUCUGUGGUGCUCAGGCCUUCUCUCCCACAGCUGAACCAUCACCAAGGAUUCUGCCACUUAAAAUCCUUCUGGAAAAAUGCCACUCUCUGCCCACCUCACAAAGUAUCCCUAUGGAGCUGGACCAAGUAGGCUGGAGGAGACCUAUGAUGCUUUGCCGUGGUAACCUGGACAAGGGCUCCAAGAUGCUAGAAACCCACAAGAACAUUGGUGAAUACUGGAAGCCCCAGGGAUCAGGAAACAAGGCAGUUAAUGAAGUAAGACCCCUUUCUUAGUUUCUUUGGAACUUGCCUGUUCUCCAGCACCAUUUAUCUCCUCUAAGCUUCUCUCUUCCUAGACAUAUUGCAAGUAUUGAAACUUCCACCAUGUGGAAUGGAAGCCAUUUUUAAAACAGGUUUUUGAGCCAUUUUAUGGCUGCAUAAAAGUUGGGAGCAUUAACAAUUUUUCCCUGAGGUUAAUUUUUACAUGAGAUAAAUCAAGGACUUUUUAUGGCUUCCAUACAGCUUGCUGCUGCCAUUUUCUUUGGCUGCCUUUGCUGUGGCAGAUGGAGGAGCUGUGAAAUUUUAAACUCUGAGUACUUUGGUUUGCUUUUAUUACAUUCUUUGGGUUCAUGAUCAUCUUCAGAGCUAACUGGUGACAUAUUUAUGGGCAUUCUUUUGGAGAAGAUGUUUUAUAAAUGGAGAUAUAAAAGCUAGUGCUUGGGAGGUCAAUGUUAGCAGGCUUCUUUAUCUUGAUGUCUUUAUAUCCCUGUCUGUUGGGCACUUCUAUGGACCUUUAUAAGUGUAGCUUUCUUGGUAUAUCUCUGUGCACAUGCAUGUCUGUCCAUAUGUCUAUCUAUGCAUCUUUGCCCAUGGCACACCUAUUAAAGUAUUUCUUUGGUGAAUGUGUGGAUGUCCCUGAGCAUGAACUACAAUGUGAUAUUUUUAAUUGUCUAUUGUGUGUGCUUGUGUCUAUCUGUCUAUCUAUCUAUCUGUCUAUUCUUUUGUCUGAGUGUAUCUUUGGGUGUUUUGACAUCUGAUGCCUUUUUGUAUGUGUUUGAGUCUACGGCCUUUUUGUAUCUCCUUGCUGAGGGUAUGUAUAGAUAUCUGCCUUUCAGUGUCUGUCUGUGUCCCUGUAUAGUUUGUCUGGGAGCAAGUGUGUUUGGACACAUAAGGCUACAGAUCUGUGGCUAAACUCUGGUGAGCAAUAACAGCUGAGAAUGCAAGCUUUGGGCAUAUCUGGCCUACUGGCUUAGCUUUUACUACCACCACCCUCCAAUUUGAAUAUUGCCACUCAGAAACAGGUUUAUAGUCAUAGCAACUUAGGCCUGUUUUGUGGAAGCCACCACAUAGAGAUUUUUGGCCAGGGAGAUGUAUCAUGAAGUUAAGACUUUUUAAAAACUUUUGUUUCCUUUUUAUUUUUUUUUUUGGUUUAGGAAUUGCAAACUGAGGCCCACAGGAAAAGUUUAAUGACACGUGGCUUGAAUUCUCUUGUUUUCUGCCUCCUGCUCGGUUGCCCUCUUGCCAGACUUCCCUCACUUGGUUUUCUUGGUCCAGACUCAGGCCUGUCCAUUCCUGAGAAAAAGAUCAUCAAUAAGUGGGUUUAAAUAUU